This is a messenger RNA of Myxocyprinus asiaticus (Chinese sucker), 1119 nucleotides long. Its product is annotated as glutathione S-transferase P-like. Gene Ontology annotation, cellular component: cytosol. Bases 125 to 685 code for a protein of 186 amino acids. The record is from RefSeq and is a predicted model, not a curated record. Gene Ontology annotation, molecular function: glutathione transferase activity. Gene Ontology annotation, biological process: glutathione metabolic process. The transcript has 6 exons. NCBI's taxonomy places the organism in Eukaryota, Metazoa, Chordata, Actinopteri, Cypriniformes, Catostomidae.
CCGAUGCUCGUGUUCCCAUUGUAGGUGCUUUUGGACAGGGGUCAUCAUGGGCACUCUGACCGGUCUGUGGCUAAGCAGCCCCAUACACAGCAGGGUGUGAUGCACUGUGUAGUCUGUACGUUUGAUGCUGACAGACCAGGGUAAACAGUGGGAAGAGAUCAUUGUAACUGGACAGACGUGGGGCACUCUAAAGAAGAGCUGUCUUUUUGGCCAGCUGCCUAAACUGGAAGACGGAGACUUGACUCUUUUCCAAACCAAUGCAAUUCGACACUAUUUGGCACGCAGACUUGGGGUUUAUGGGCAAAAUGAAAAAGAAACUGCUUUGAUUGACAUGAUGGAUGAAUCGCUAACAGAUCUUGAGGCUAAAUACAUGAAGCUCAUCUACCAAGAAUAUGAGUCUGGAAAAGACAAAUAUCUGCAGGAACUGCCUCAAAACCUUGCCCGAUAUGAAAACAUUCUGAGCUGCAACAGAGGAGGAUUUCUGGUUGGCUCACAGAUCUCUUUGGCAGACUAUAUUUUGUUGCUGCUGCUCUUAAAUAAUCAGGUUCUCUCUCCAUCCUGUCUGGACUUGUUUCCCAUCCUGAAGAGUUAUCUGGACAGACUGUGUUCUAAACCUAACCUAAAGUCCUACCUCCAGAGUGAUGCCUUCAAGAACAGUCCCAUCAAUGCCAGUGGAAAAAAGUGAAUACAUUAAUUUGAAUUGUCAGUAAAUCUGAAAACUCUUUUGCCAAAUGAAAUGUGUCAAGUUACUCAUUUUCUAACUCAGUUAUCUGUCUUAUAUUAUCUGAAUGAUCAUUUGUCUUUAAUAUGGGAAAUAGGUAAUACAUAAUCGAAUAAUAGCAAAGACAGAUUGUUACUGCCUCCUAAAGCUGUCAAUAUUGCUCAAAUAAAUUAGAUUUCCUUUAUUUAAAUAAACUGUGUGUGUUUGGUAACAGUGAUGGGAAGUUCAACUCAUUUCUGUAAAUUAGUUCUUUUGAACAGUUCAUUUCAUUGAACCGGUUGAGAAAAACGAUUCAGCGGUUCUUAAAUGUCAUCACCUAAUUACAUCAUCUUAUGGUCCCUGACAUCCAGGCGUACAUUACAUAUGCUCUUAAGCGUUCCCCCCAAAAAAAAAAAAAC